Messenger RNA from Nerophis lumbriciformis (worm pipefish), 888 nucleotides. The record is from RefSeq and is a predicted model, not a curated record. NCBI's taxonomy places the organism in Eukaryota, Metazoa, Chordata, Actinopteri, Syngnathiformes, Syngnathidae.
AUGACUCCCUCCAAACAUAUACCCGCACAUUCACUCCCACCCCACGCUGUGGCACAGCUGGCAAAGGCAUGGCUUGCUGAGGACACACCAAAUUUUGACCCGGCGGGAGUGUGUGUGGGGUCCCGGGAGGUGGAGGCAAGACUGUUGUGUAAAAGCCCACACAGUAUUUUGGCGGGGAGCCCCUUCUUUACAGCGGUGUUCCAAGAGGUCGGCUGCACCGUGGAUUGGAUUUACCAAGACGGAGAUGAAAUUGGCACUGGUGCUGUCAUACUCACUGCUGUGGUGCGAGGCCCUGCCAGAUGCCUUCUCCUGGGUGAAAGGCCAGCUCUAAACUGUCUGGCUCGGGCCUCUGGGAUCGCCACUCGGUGCUCUCGGCUCCAUAAAAUAGCAGAAGCGGGAGGAUGGCAUGGAGAAGUGGCGGGAACACGUAAAACAACUCCUGGCUUUCGCUUGGUGGAAAAGUACGCGAUGCUGGUAGGUGCCGUGUCGAUGCACAGGCAGGAUUUGAGUGGAAUGGUGAUGCUGAAGGACAACCAUGUCUGGGCUUCAGGAAGCAUCACAGAGGCUGUGAAAGCUACCAGGUCAGUGUGCGGUUUCAGCAGUAAGAUUGAAGUGGAGUGUCGCUCCACAGAAGAGGCCAUGGAGGCAGCCACAGCAGGAGCCGACAUAGUAAUGCUAGACAAUUUCCAGCCACAGGUGCUCCAUCUUGCAGCUGGUGCACUGAAACAAAAAUUCCCAGAUCUGCUGAUAGAAGCCAGUGGAGGUGUGACACCUGAAAACCUAAUUGACUAUUUUUCUCCAUGUGUGGACAUCAUCUCUCUGGGCUGUAUUACACAAGGGUGCCCAGUUGUGGACUUCUCACUUAAGGUUCAGGAGCCAGUUUCUUAG